AUGUUUGGUGGCUUCUCCCUCCUGCUAUGGACUGGUGCUUUCUGUUUCCUGGCCUAUAGCAUCCAUCUUUAUUCAGAAGAAAACCCCAACAAGGAUAAUCUGUACCUGGGCAUUGUACUAUCUGGAGUGGUCAUCAUCACAGGCUGCUUCUCAUAUUAUCAGGAGGCCAAGAGCUCCCAGAUCAUGGACUCUUUUAAAAGCAUGGUUCCUUAGCAAGCUCUGGUCGUUCGAGAUGGAGAGAGGAUGCAAAUUGACAUAAAAGAUGUGGUGUUGGGAGACCUGGUGGAAGUCAAGGGUGGAGAUCAAAUCCCUGCUGAUAUUCGGGUUAUCUCUGCACAAGGAUGUAAACAACCAUCCUUAACUGGAGAAUCAGAACCCCAGUCUCGAUACCCUGAUUUCACACAUGAGAACCCCCUGGAGACCCGGAACAUCAUCUUUUCCUCCACAAAUUGUGUAGAAGGAUCAGCCCGGGGUAUUGUGAUUGCUACCAGAGACUACAAGGUGAUGGGCUGAAUUGCCUCCCUCACGUCAGGCCACAAUGGGCCAGACCCCAUCACUGCUGAGAUUGAACACUUCAUCCAUUUGAUCACAGGAGUGGCUGUCUUCUUGGGUGUCACUUUUUUUGUGCUCUCACUUCUCUUGAACUAUGGCUGGCUGGACGCUGUCAUUUUCCUUAUCGGUAUCACUGUGGCCAAUGUGCCUGAGGGGCUGCUGGCCACUGUCACUGUGUGCCUGACCCUGACAGCUCGGAAGAACUGCCUGGUGAAGAACCUGGGGGCGGUGGAGACACUGGGUUCUACAUCCACCAUCUGCUCAGAUAAGACAGGCACCCUCACCCAGAACUGCAUGACAGUGGCCCACUUGUGGUUCGAUAAGACUGUGUAUGAGGCUGACAUCAGUGAAGAGCAGACCACUGGGAAAACAUUUCCUAAGUCCUCAGAAACGUGGUUUUACCUGGCUCGAAUAGCUGGCCUCUGCAAUAAGGCUGACUUUAAACCUCACCAGGAAUCCCUGCCCAUAAAGAAGUUAUCAAGCCUAAGCAGGGAAAACUAUACCUCAAUGGCAACGACAGGGGAUGCUUCUGAGUCAGCCCUCCUCAAACUCAUUGAGCAGUCUUACACACCUGUGAAAGAAAUGAGACAGAGCAACCCCAAGGUGGCAGAGAUUCCCUUUAAUUCUACCAACAAGUACCAGAUGUCCAUUCACCUUCUGGAAGAUGACUCCCAGAAACAUGUGCUGCUAAUGAAGGGUGCUCCCAAGAGGAUCGUGGAAUUUUGCUCUAGUUUCCUCCUAAAUGGCCAAUAGUGCCCAAUGGACGAUGAAAUGAUGACAGAGUUCCAAAGGGAACUGGGAGGUCUAGGGGAGUGUGUGCUGGGGUUCUGCUUCUUGAAUUUGCCUAGUAACUUCUCUAAGGGAUUCCAGUUUAACACAGAGGAAUUAAAUUUUCCCAUGGAAAAGCUGUGUUUUGCUGGUCUCAUAUCUAUGAUUGACCCUCCUCAUACUGCUGUGCCUGACGCUGUGAGCAAGUGUCGCUGUGCAAGGAUCAAGGUGAUCAUGGUAACAGGGGUUCAUCCCAUUACAGCCAAGGCCAUUGCCAGAAGCGUGGGCAUUAUCUCAGAAGGUAAGGAGACAGUGGAGGACGUUGCUGCCCGACUUAAUAUCCCCGUCAGUCAAGUCAAUGCCCGGUCUGUUAAAGCCAUUGUGGUGCAUGGCUCAGAUCUAAAGAACAUGGACUCAAACUAGCUGGACCAGCUCCUCAAAACCUACAGAGAGACCGUGUUUGCUCGGACCUCCCCUCAGCAAAAGCUCAUCAUUGUGAAGGGGUGUCAGAGGCAGGUAAGGGGGCCAAGUAGUCCUGGAGAACCUGGCAGAAGUCCAGCCAUGAGCCAAGCAGAACAUGUGGUCUGGAUAGAGGGGCUCCAACAGGCAGCUGACAUGAUCCUUCUAGAUGAUAACUUUGCCUCCAUUGUCAUAGGUGUGGAGGAAGGUCGCCGCAUCUUUGACAACCUGAAAAAAUCCAUCACAUACACCCUGACCAGCAACAUUCCUGAGAUCACUCCCUUCCUGUUGUUCAUCAUCUUAAGUAUACCCCUGCCUCUGGGCACCACAACCACUCUCUUCAUUGACCUGGGCACUGAUAUGGUCCCUGCGAUCUCCUUGGCUUAUAAGUCAGCUGAAAGUGACAUCAUGAAGAGGCUUCCACACAACCCAAAGACUGAUAAUCUGGCGAACCACGAUCUCGUUGGCAUGGCCUAUGGGCAGAUUGGGAUGAUCCAGGCUCUGGCUGGAUUUUUCACCUAUUUUGUGAUCCUGGUGGAGAAUGGCUUUAAGCCUAUGGAUCUGCUGGGUAUCCGCCUGAACUGGAAUGACAGAAACCUAAAUGACCUGGAGGACAGCUAUGGACAGCAGUGGACCUAUGAGCAGCAGAAAGUAGCGGAAUUCACAUGUCACACGGCCUUCUUCAAAAGCAUUGUAAUUGUACUGUGGGCUGAUCUCAUCACCUGCAAGACCCGCCGAAAUUCAGUCUUCCAGCAGGGCAUGAAAAACAAGAUCCUACUGUUUGGACUCCUAGAGGAGACAUUCCUGGCAGCUUUCCUGUCCUAUACUCCAGGCAUGGAUGUGGCCCUGGGAAUGUACCCACUCAAGAUAAAUUGGUGGUUCUGUGCCAUCCCCUACAGCAUUAUCAUCUUCAUCUAUGAUGAAAUUAGAAGGCUUAUCAUCCGUAGACGGCCUGGUGGCUGGCUGGAGAAAGAGACAUACUACUAA
Messenger RNA from Nannospalax galili (Upper Galilee mountains blind mole rat), 2766 nucleotides. Its product is annotated as sodium/potassium-transporting ATPase subunit alpha-4. The record is from RefSeq and is a predicted model, not a curated record. Gene Ontology annotation, molecular function: P-type sodium:potassium-exchanging transporter activity; ATP hydrolysis activity; ATP binding. Gene Ontology annotation, biological process: proton transmembrane transport; sodium ion export across plasma membrane; intracellular sodium ion homeostasis. NCBI's taxonomy places the organism in Eukaryota, Metazoa, Chordata, Mammalia, Rodentia, Spalacidae. Gene Ontology annotation, cellular component: membrane.